UAUCUUAGGUUGUUCUCUGUGCAACAGAAAAGCGGUGAUUGCUAAUUUGGGGGGGGGGGGGAAGUGAGGGAAAUAGCACGAACCCCCCUCGCUAGAUCUUGUUUCUUCAAAGACAGAGUUUAAAUUUUCAAGAAGUCAGCAGCCACAGUCCCUGCCAGAAAAGUCCGGUGAUAUCGACACUGUUAGAAGCCUAGGAGUCCGGGUGAUCUUCCAGUGUUUAGAAAUCUGAAAGAGCUUUUUUUCCUUACCAGAAAAAAUCUAUUAAGAAGGAAAAGACAGAACAGGGGCACAAUUUUGACUAGCAGUACUAGGAGCGCUCCAUCCGAAAACAGCCUGUCUCUCUCUUUUUACACAAGCUAACUUGGUUUGCAAGAAGGGCAUCUGCAUUGCUCAUACUGAGAAAGAUAGCGGAGUCCUGGAUUGAUUAAGAAGGCUUAAAAACUAGUUACUCUUGGAAAAUGCCCAGCUGUUCCCAAGGAUUUGGCAGUAAAUAGAUUGCUUUUCAGAAUAUCCUGCUUUAAAGCAGAACAUUCUUACGAUGUCGAGUGCAAUGUCUUCUUGGAUUACAAUCUCGGCAAGAAGCACCAUCUCCACUCUGCAUGGAAAGGGACGUUUGUAUUCUAGGUGCAUUUCAAGCCAGAACAAAGUAGCAUGGAGAAGUUUGUUUGCCAAAGGCCCCUUUUCUUCUCUCCUGGCAAGUUGCAGUUGCAGCAUGGACAAUGUUUUCACGGUGAGAAAAGCUUUCAGACAUACCUCAACAGAAGAAGAAGAUUUCUCCUUCCGUCUGACGCCAUCACAGAUCAAUGACAUCUUACAGGCGAGUGAGUUAUCCCAUACAGUCCCUGAAUUUGAUGGGAAAAACCUGAGCCCUGUGCUGAAAUUUGAGAGUAACCACUUGGCUGCCAACACCCCGAUUGAAGACCGUAGGAGUGCAGCUACCUGCUUGCAAACACGAGGGAUGAUGUUUGGGGUCUUCGACGGCCACGCAGGUUAUGCCUGUGCCCAGUCCAUCAGUGAGAGACUAUUUUUUUACAUCGCUGUUUCUCUUCUGUCUCAACAAACGCUGGAAGAAAUUGAGGCUGCCAUGGAGUCCAUGAAACCGGUUCUGCCUAUUCUACAAUGGCACAAACAUCCAAGUGACAGCUCCUUUCAAGAGGUAGCCUCCCUGUAUUUGGAGCAGCUCAGGGUUUAUUGGCAGGACUUACUGAAUAUGGACGUGGAACUUGGUCUGACUCUAAAAGACGCCUUGAUCUAUGCAUUUAAAAGGCUGGAUUCAGACAUAUCACUGGAGGUUCAGGCUCCCUCAGAAAACGAAUUGAUAAGGAACAUAGCUCUUCAGGUGGCCUUCUCAGGUGCAACGGCAUGCGUGGCUCACAUUGACAAUGUUGAUUUGCACGUUGCAAAUACAGGUGACUGCAGAGCAAUUCUAGGGGUUCAAAAUAAAGAUGGAACAUGGGCUGCCCUCCCUCUUACUCAAGAUCACAAUGCCUUCAACAAAUUGGAAAUCUUAAGGUUAAAAGAGGAGCAUCCGGCCUCUGAAGAGGACACUCUCAUUGUGAACAACAGGUUGCUGGGAGUCCUUAUGCCUUCUAGAGCUUUUGGAGACGUCCAAUUCAAGUGGAGCCAGGAACUGCAGCACAGCGUGCUCGGAAACCGUUGCAACAUGGAGGCUCUAAACAUUUACGAGUAUGCACCUCCAAACUAUCAUACGCCUCCUUAUUUAACUGCAGAGCCGGAAGUUACCUACCACAAAAUAAGAAGGCAGGAUAAAUUCUUAGUUAUUGCUUCAGAUGGCCUGUGGGACAUGCUGAGUAAUGAAGAGGUAGUCAGACUUGUUGCAGACCAUCUGCUGGAAGCUGGCGUCCAGAAAACACAGCUUGCUUUUAAGAAACCGGCCAACCUGGGUUACAUGCAGAACUUGCUGCUUCGGAGGAAGGCCAGACACGUCCACUCCUCUGACCGGAACGUCGCCACCCACCUCAUCCGACACGCGAUCGGCAAUAACGAAUGUGGAGAGAUUGAUCCUGAGAAGCUGAUGGCAAUGUUGACUCUUCCUGAUGAUUUGGCGCGCAUGUACAGGGAUGAUAUCACAGUUACUGUGAUAUAUUUCAAUUCAGAUGUAAUAGAAGGUUACUACAGAGAGAAUGAAUAAGGGACCUUGGCUUGUUAUGAACUAUACAUAUGGAUUCUGGGGACCACCAAGGCUUUUUUGUGGCUGUUAACUAAGUUCCUAGACAUGCUGUUGAGAAAAAGCUUCCUAAUCUCUCUCCUGUCCUCAGCAGCCUAAUCUUGCCUGGACUUAACCAAGAAAUCCUGUAAAAGUUAAACAGCCUGAUCUGGUUAAAAUAACGUACCUUUAACUUGACAUGUAAAAAGUAUUUAUAUUAAUAGAAUAAAGAUUGUAAAACUUACUUGGGGACAGUGGGGGCAGCUUUGUUACUGAUUGGGAGGCAGAACGUUAUACUGCUAGUUGUUUAAUGCGAGAUGUAACACAGGUGACAGGAUCUCAUUGUCAUUGGAGGUGGUUACUCAUGUCUCUGAACGGCGCCUGUUUGGGCCAAGAUGUGCAAAAUCUGUUAGAAUGAUGGACGGCACUUUUCAUUUGUAGCCUGAGCUCCAGAACAGCCGUGAGUGUGAGUGCAAAGUGUUCAUUGGGAGAGGAGGGUUGUUUCAGUCUGGGUGACACUCCCAAGACAGAAUGUAUGGGUGGGUGGGAGUCUAAGGCACAAUCCUGGCCCAAAUUACGUUGAAAUACGCAGGAGCUGCUCAAAAGGGACUCCUAUUGAAGAAGCCUCCCAAGGAAUUGUAGCUUCAAUGUGAAGUCUUGCUUCCAAGUAAUCAUGCUAAAUCCUCUUUAUUGGUCCACCCCUUUAUUACCACAGGGAUUAUUUAUUUCAUAGGAAAUUGCAACUAUUUAAAAUAACUUUUAAAAUUUGAUUGGCUUUCCUAUUCGGCUUUCUGCUGUACCUGAUUUAAAGCUUCCCAACUAGCUUUCUUCUUGUUCUGGCUAUGAUACUGUUUAUGCAUUGGACUAAUUGCUGCCUGAAUACUUUAGGGAUUCCACAGGCAGUCAAAGUUCUUGUUGAUUACUUCUGCUAUGAUAGUAUGAAUUCUAUCUGUGCUUCGGAACUUAUCAAGCCUAUGGAAAUGUUGCCCUUUAAAAAAAAAAGCCUCAAAAGCAACAUUUCUUCUUACCUGUGUUGCACCCUCACAGGUAUUUGGCAGAAUUCUUCUAAUUCAGAAAAAAAUAGCAAUUUUAAUAUAUAUAUUAGCAUAUGUGGACAUCUGUUUCUGCAUCAGUUCAACUCGUGUUUGAAUUUAUUGGGAAUGUAAAACUAUGAUGCUUUUAAUUUGUUUAGGAAAUUAUACAGUGGGUUGGAUCUAGUUUUACACACGUUACACCAUUUUUAAAAUCUCUUCACUGGCUGCCGAUUAGUUUCCAGGUGAAGUAUAAAGUGUUGGUUAUCACCUUUAAAGCCCUACAUGGUUUGGGUCCAGGCUACCUGCGGGAUCGCCUUCUCCCAUACAAUCCGCCCCGCACACUCAGGUCGUCUGGGAAGAACUUCCUUCAGCCAGCCAAAACUAGACUGACAGGUAUUACCCAGAGGACCUUUUCCUCUGCUGCUCCCAGGCUGUGGAAUGGCCUGCCGGAGGAGAUUCGUCAACUUAACAGACUUUUAGCAUUUAAGAAA
Messenger RNA from Elgaria multicarinata webbii, 3692 nucleotides. RefSeq names its product pyruvate dehydrogenase phosphatase catalytic subunit 2 (gene PDP2). The transcript is spliced from 6 exons. The coding region runs from base 539 to 2152 and encodes 537 amino acids. NCBI's taxonomy places the organism in Eukaryota, Metazoa, Chordata, Lepidosauria, Squamata, Anguidae. The record is from RefSeq and is a predicted model, not a curated record. Gene Ontology annotation, cellular component: mitochondrion. Gene Ontology annotation, biological process: protein dephosphorylation. Gene Ontology annotation, molecular function: [pyruvate dehydrogenase (acetyl-transferring)]-phosphatase activity; cation binding; protein binding.